Messenger RNA from Trichomonas vaginalis G3, 396 nucleotides. Its product is annotated as histone, subunit A domain-containing protein. The record is from RefSeq and is a predicted model, not a curated record. The coding region runs from base 1 to 396 and encodes 131 amino acids. NCBI's taxonomy places the organism in Eukaryota, Parabasalia, Trichomonadida, Trichomonadidae. The transcript has a single exon. Gene Ontology annotation, molecular function: protein heterodimerization activity.
AUGUCUAAUAAAGAUAUAAACAGUAUCAACUUCUCAAACAACAUCAAAAAUAUCAUUAAAAACGAAUUCCCCAAAGUCAAGCGUAUUAAAGAAGAAACUAAAACAGCAAUUUCAAUGUGCAUACUAGAAUUUUCUAAAAUCCUGGCUGCUGCUAUUGCAACUGAAUGUGAUAAACAUGGUAAACUUGUUGUUCAAAAGGACGUUGUUGAUGCUUGCAAAACAUUAGGAUUUCCAGAAUAUGCUACUAAGGCAGAAGCAGUUCAAAUGCCAAAGAAGCAAGAAAAGCCAAAACCUAAAGAAACUGGCUUGACACAGCAGCAAAUGAUUGAAUUGCAAAAAGAACUUUAUCGACAAGCAAGAGAUGAAAUCAAGCAUAGAGAAUCUUUUGAUUUCUGA